GUGUUCGAGAAGGAAAAAGGAUCCCUCGCGUCCAGACUUCAUUUCCCACAAUGCAGUUGCAGCGUGACUGGGAGGGCUUACCUGGACUGUUCAUCACCUGGAUCACAUUACAGGAAAGCAUUCAGAUGGGCUGGAGAGACAGAGGGAGAGCGUGCAGAAGAACGGACGCAUUACAGCGAAAUAGCAUCGGCUAGGAAGCCUUUCUGCAGCAACUAGGGGGACUGCCUUGUGAUAGAUUCAUGUUAUUAAACAAACACAGAUUUGCAGAAAACUUCGGAAGAAUAUUCUAAGGUACGUCUUCCAGGCUGACCUCAGUACCAGAGAUUAGGGAGCACAGAAGCACACCAAGAACACCACGAUGAAUCAACAAAGAGGCAUGACUGGCAGCUUGCUAAUGAACAUGGAUAUGGAGCUGAAUGCCUCCCUUGCCACUGCGGAUGAGCUGUCCAAGGAGCUGGGCAGCAUGUGGGAAGAGUGCUCCCCAGCGACUGACACCCCAGAAUACAAGAGCUCUGGGUACAGGUCCAGUCCGGUGGGGUCCAAUGAAAAGCUGAGUAAACCAGCUGCUGUUUCCAGCAGCAGAGAUCAGCCUGCAAAGGCCUCUUACUUCUCAUAUAAGCCAACCAGCCACCCUGAUCCCGGCCAGUCCGCAAAGUCUUUGGACUCAACGACAGCCAGAAAAUACCAGGGUAGCCCCCGGCCCACCAGCCUGUACUCUCCUGACAGGCAGACACCACCUCCUAGUGGCCCCCCUCGCACAUUCAGCUCGGACUCCCUUUCCAGCUAUGAUCAGCGUAGCCUGCCUCGACAGUUAAGCCGCUCCCCCUCCCCACGCGUGAUGAGGCGCAAUCCUCCCUUUCCUGUGUACGAAUCUGGCCAAUCAGGACUCAGCUCUCCGCGGUCAUUGCCUUUUGAGCGAAGCCCCUCCCCUCACCUAGGCUACCCAGCCAACUCCAGCACACUGCCACGGAACUUCAAAACCUGCAAGUCUCAGGAUGACUCGCUUGGCAGACAGAGAUCCCCCAGUCCCUGGAAUGACUUGGAUCUCGACGUUGGCUACAAGAGGACAUCCCGCCAGCAGCAGGGUCUAGACAAGUACAGGACCCUGCCCUCUAACAUCAUGCCCUUCGGCAAUUGGAGGGAGUCGAACCUGGACGCGUCUCCCUCUCAAGCAAAGGAUAUGCCAGUCCAGAUGAUUGCUUCCUAUGUCUCCACGUUGCCCCGUCCCACUCCGCACUCUCCACGGGGCAGCCCUCGGUACAGCCAGCCGGCCAUCAUCUCCCGAAUCGCCAUCCCGCCAGGCUCUCCACAGGGGCAGCAGCACCGCCCCAUACCUCUCUCCGUCAUAAUGAGGCUCCAACACCCCUACUGGGCCAGAGAGAACGCCAUCGCCACCUGGGGGCAGGUGGGGGAUACUGCAACCUACAGGAACACACAGCAACCCCAACCCCAGCCCCAGCCCCAGCCCCAGCCCCAGUUUGAGAGACCAGCAGCAGGGGUGAAGGUCGUGACCCCUGAAAGCCCCCCUGCUCCAGUUUUGGACAGUGGGGCGGUAGAGCCUGAGCUGGAAGGGCUGGGGGUGGGGGAGAUGAUGGAGGUGGCCCCCAGGCCCCUCAGCCCCACACGCCUGCAGCCUGUGCUACCCCCUGAUGCUGAGCCUCUGCCUCAGAUGGAGGAGCUCCUGAGAAUACGAGCAGAGAUCCCCCGAGCACUGAGGAAACGCAGCUCCAUCGACAACCCCAUACCGGUCAACCCUCCAACCCAGUACAAGAAAUACCAACAGUUCACCAGCAAGCUGUUCCAGCGGAACAAACGCAUUGAGGAUCUGGGAAGUGAUGCAGGCCUCUCAGACCUGGGGGAGAACUCGAGUCUGGCUGCUGUCAUUCCUGAGCCAGUCACCCAAACACAUGCAGCCAAGGGUCUGCGCUCCAUCUUGAAGACACCCAAGUCAGAGAGCUCAGGCCGCAGAGCCCGCCUCAGCCCUCUCGUCAUGCUGCUAGAUGCCUCUCUAGUGGGGGAGUUGGAUGUGGUCCAGAGUGCUGUCCAAGAGAUGAGUGACCCUAGCCAGCCCAAUGAUGAGGGCAUCACUGCUCUGCACAAUGCCAUAUGUGGGGGACACCCCCCUGUGGUGGAGUUCCUGGUACAGAUUGGUGCUAACAUCAAUGCUGCGGACAGUCACGGCUGGACCCCUCUACAGUGUGCAGCCUCUUGUAAUGACCGUCUGCUCUGUGAGUUUCUGGUGCAGAACGGGGCUGCCAUCUUAGCUGUGACAGAGAGCGAUGGAGCCACUGCAGCACAGAAAUGCGACCCAUACGCACCAAACUUCGAGGAGUGUGAGCAGUUCCUGCGAGGUGCGGAGGAGUCCAUGGGUGUGCUGUACAACGGGAUGCUCUACGCUCUGUGGGAUUAUACUCCCUGCAAUCCGGAUGAGUUACCUUUCCGAGAUGGAGACAUGGUGACAAUCCUGCAGCGGGAUGAUGAGGGGGACUGGUGGUGGGCCUCGCUCUGCGGCCGGGAGGGCUUCGUCCACAAGAAAUACUUUGGGUUGUUCCCCCGGGUCCGACCCAAAUCCAUGUCCUCCUGAAGCUAGGCAGGAGUGAUAUGAGCCUCCUUGGUUCUGAACCCAGACAAGGAUCCGCUGAACCCCCUGGAGCUUGACUGGAACCAGCUGGACCAGAUUUACUGCACCCUAACUCAACAUUGUGCUGGUGCUGUGUGCAACUGGGUCUGUACUGGCACUGCUGCUGUAUUCACGAUUGCAUUGAUGCUACUACCCAUGUGGGUGCUGUACCUGCUACUGGCAUGUAUGUAAAUAUAACACUGGAACUGACUGUGUGGUAGUUUCAAAUGCACUCUCACAGGUAUUGGUUAUGAUUGUGGAUCACACACACUGACAGAUUCACACUGGCACUAACACACGCGCGCGCGUGCGCACACACACACACACACACACACACAACAUUUUUUUUGUAUUAAAUUUGUUACAGCAAAUUAAGUUUUCAUGCUAAAAGUUCUUUAUUAGUUAAACUAGUUAAUCCUGUUUUUUGGAAUAGCCUUCUGUAAGUGUCAAAGAGUUCUCUUACCCAGUUUGUGUGAGAAGAUGGCUUUUAUACUGUACAACACAACUGGGCAUGUUAUUCUAUUAGAAAUAAUCUUAAGGUAAACUCACAAGCACAUGUAGUAUUGACAUUUUUUUUUUCUUUAUGUAUUUUACAAUGAAUUUGUUUUCUAUAGACAAGAAAACGCAUUAUGAGAUGUAUUGAUAAUUUUGAUUGGAGGGACUUUGAUUUACAAUUGUUUACAAUGUAAACAAGGACCAGUAGUCUUUUUAUGUUUCAAAUAAUUCACAUAGUCAAUGGCCAUUUACUGCUAACACAUGCUGUGUCCCCCUCAUUGGACUUCACCAUUCCUUCAGUAUUCUACCACCUAGUGGCUUUAUAGUAGAAAAACAUGGGCAUGAGGAGUUUAUUUUAGUAGAAAUGUACACUUUCUAUUCUUAUAAAUGAACUGUAUCACUUUUGUAUAUGUAAUGAUAGAUGACAAGGAUACAUACAAAUGCUGUCUAUAAAUAUGAUUUGCAUUUUAUAGAAUUGGAGGCAUCAGAUGAUAUUCACCAGAUCAAAGAACAGUGCUGACCAAUGACUGUACAGUAUUUAGGGAACGCUGCAAGGCAAAGCAGACAGGCGGAAGACUCAAGGUAUCGAGAUCUCAGAGCAGACACAUUUUUGUCCUGCAACAGCAGUGUGGAGUAGUGGUUAGGGCUCUGGAUUCUUGACCGGAGGAUUGGGGGUUCAAUCCCAGGUGGGGGGACAGUGCUGCUGUACCCUUGAGCAAGGUACUUUACCUAGAUUGCUCCAGUAAAAACCCAACUGUAUAAAUGGGGAGUUGUAUGUAAAAAUGAUGUGAUAUCUUGUAACAAUUGUAAGUCACCCUGGAUAAGGGUGUCUGCUAAGAAUUAAAUAAUAAUAAUAAUAACACAUGGUUGGUUUUUCCUGUUUGACAGCUCAGUGCUAGGGGCAAUAACGUUACGGUAUUUCUGUUGGAGCUAUGCUACUAAAAGUGGAGUAAGUUAUGAAAGCAUGCUUGUGUAGUCAUGCACCGCUCUGAAAUGAUGUUUACACAACCUUAUUUUUACAAAACAGAACAAAGAUGCUUGCAGUGUAUGUAGUACGUUUCUCCAGAUUGCAUGAUGUUAACUAAAUAAACCAAAAUGUACGCAA
Acipenser ruthenus (sterlet) is the source of this 4220-nucleotide messenger RNA. Its product is annotated as relA-associated inhibitor-like. The transcript is spliced from 13 exons. Gene Ontology annotation, biological process: regulation of transcription by RNA polymerase II; positive regulation of cell differentiation. The record is from RefSeq and is a predicted model, not a curated record. Bases 359 to 2584 code for a protein of 741 amino acids. Gene Ontology annotation, molecular function: transcription factor binding. Lineage: Eukaryota; Metazoa; Chordata; Actinopteri; Acipenseriformes; Acipenseridae.